This is a messenger RNA of Phalaenopsis equestris, 528 nucleotides long. RefSeq lists its product as uncharacterized. The coding region runs from base 1 to 528 and encodes 175 amino acids. The record is from RefSeq and is a predicted model, not a curated record. The transcript has a single exon. Lineage: Eukaryota; Viridiplantae; Streptophyta; Magnoliopsida; Asparagales; Orchidaceae. Gene Ontology annotation, molecular function: RNA-DNA hybrid ribonuclease activity; nucleic acid binding.
AUGGCAUGGUUUGUUUGGAUGGCAAGAAAUAAGCUGAAAUUUGAUGAGGUCCAUUGGGAUGCAAAUGCCAUUGCCACACACUGUUACAGCUAUUUACAGAAACUGCACUACCAUAGGAAACUCCCUGACAUCCUAUCCACAUCUUCCCUCCUUGGUACAAGAAAACUUCAAACUAUCCUAGUUCACUGGAAUUGUCCUCCUAUGGGUUGGGUCAAAUUCAAUACUGAUGGUAGCAUCAUGUCUCUUAAUGCUGGCUUUCGAGGGGUUUUCAGAAAUACUAGAGGUGAAUGCCUACUAUAUUUUCAGUCUCCUGCCAUAGCGGAAGAUCCUCUGGAAGUUGAAGCCCAAGCUAUUUUUUGGGAUGUUUUCUUGGUCAUAAAAUACAGGUGGAAUCUCUUAAUGGUGGAAACUGACUCUAUGAUCUUUUCAAUACUGAUGGUAGCAUCAUGUCUCUUAAUGCUGGCUUUCGAGGGGUUUUCAGAAAUACUAGAGGUGAAUGCCUACUAUAUUUUCAGUCUCCUGCCAUAG